Molecule: messenger RNA, 2101 nt
Organism: Xiphophorus maculatus (southern platyfish)
Lineage: Eukaryota; Metazoa; Chordata; Actinopteri; Cyprinodontiformes; Poeciliidae
Exons: 6
Coding region: 567-1358 (263 amino acids)
Biological process (GO): proteasome localization; nuclear protein quality control by the ubiquitin-proteasome system
Cellular component (GO): nucleus
Source: RefSeq, a predicted model, not a curated record
GAAGAAAUAUUGUCACCACUUAGUGUAAAAUUAUAUAAUAUACACUGUACACAAUUAUAGGAAAGAGAUGAUACUUGGUGAAAUCUUAAUGCGUGGGCUCUUUUUUACGUAUAAUAGUUCCUGCGUGGUUUACGUGACGCUCUCCACCAGCAGUACGCGCGUAGGCGGGGUGUCCGAACCUAGUUUAUUAGCAUGAUAGGCGCGUCCUUUACGCACGUUACGCACGUCAGCCUAUCAUUUUGGAGCAUGCAGAAACAAGCCACACCCGCGCGGCAACUCGUGUAGCGCGCUCCUCAAAGCAUUGUCUUGGUAGACAAAAGUUUUAGACUUCUUUUCGUCUUGGGGUUUAGAAAGUUUCCACUGCAGGUGCACUGUGUUCACCUGCAGUGCUUAGUUGAUAAAAGGUAACUUUACAGCAACCUUAAAGGAGUUGCUGACCGACUGGUUCUUCGCAGCCCGGCUGCCAAAGUAGAGAAGUAUUUAUUGUUCACCCCGUGGGGUUUAAAGUUCUGGCUAUAUUAGCAGGUAGUUAGCUCCAAACCUUCACUAAUAGAAGUUUAGUAACAAUGUCGGCGAUGUGUCAGCAACGACGUGCCUUGGUGGAAAUUCCUGCUCCACAACCUAAAAUUGCAGCUCGAAUGAGAAGGUCUUACUUAGAAAUCCUCGGAGCUCGUUUCGCCCCUGCUCCACUUCCAAGAGGCAGCAGAAACCCAAACCCAAAGCGAGCACACUCUUUGGACCUGUCCUUCGGUGGUGUAUGGGGAGAAAGAAUCGAGGACCAGUGUGAAAAGAUGGACGAUCAUCCUACCCCACUCUCCAAACAGCAGCUUGUUCAGCUCAUCAGAUCACUCAUCUUGGUUGAACAGAGCCAAGAGCCCAAAAUGGUGGCAACAGACCUCAAGUGUCUCCAGGAAGACCUCCAGCUAAAGAAGACAAAUGUUUACAGGUCAAUCCCAUACUCAAGAUUUGGCUCCAACAGGGACGCUCACUGCUACAGAAAGGCCUAUCCUCACCUGGUGGCAUUCAAAGUUUCAUGUCAGGAGUGGGGCCAGGUUCUCCUGAGGAACAAAGAGUGGGACGCUGUGUUGGAGCACUCCCUCAUGGCGUGGCGAUACACCAGUGAUUUACCGCAGUGGGACACAGUCAGCCAUAAUGCAUUGAGAGAGCAGUGCUACAGCAUCCUGGCUGCUCACAGUCUGGCUGCGCUCCAGCACUACUGCCCAGAGCCCAGCAGAGGACAGGAACUGCUCAGGAGGUUUAAGAUGGCUCAGCUGCAAAGCCAGUUGAUAGUCCCCUGUAUUGAGGGACUGCAAAGGAUUAUGGGAUACACAGAAGAUAUUUCUAUGGAUACAAAGUGACCUGAUGAUUCUGCUCAGCAGCUGGAUUCUGAGUUGUGAAAACUGUGCCUCAUGGUUAACUCCUCCAAUGAUUGUUUUAAUUGGUCAAAAAUGCUGUUUUCUUGGCUGAUUAAUUACAGAAUCCACAACAGUAUUCUUCCAAAGGACUGGUGCUGCUAAAUGAUCUUUGUGUUUGUUUGUUUUUUGCUUUAAAUAAGAAGAUCAAGUUAAUAAUUUAUUAGUUUACUUUAUCUACUGCUUUCACACCAAUUUUCAUACAAUUUUGCAUAGGUAAAGUACUCUAUUGCUACAAGAUGGACAUCUGAAAUAUAAAAUAAUGUAGACUUUAAAACGUGUCCUUAAUGAUUCUUAUAUAAGAAAGUAAUGCUGGAUUUAAUCACAUUAGAAGAAAAGCUUAAAUGCUCUUAUUUGGCAUCUCCAUAUAAAAUAUACUCCCUUUUCAGAGUAUUAAUAUUCACUUGGUACUGGCAGGAGUUUAAAUAAAUGUGGGUGUGUGUGUGUGUAUAUAUAUAUAUAUAUAUAUACUUUUAGAGAAUAAUUUGCAUUGACAGAUGAAUUGUUAAGAAGGUUAUUGCCUCUUUUUUGCGUAUUAACUUCCAUGUUACUGUUGGAAACCCUGUAACAUGUCUGCUUUGUCUCGUCUCGUGAUUUCCUGUUGCAUCGUGUUUUUCAUGGAGUCCUUUAUUGCACUGUCAGUGUUUGUCCUGAAAACUUGAAAGUUUUGAUAAAAUUGAUUUCUAAUU